UGGGUAGUGGCCUAGGGGGUACAGACUACAGGCAGCAGGCUCCAUAAUAUCAAUAUUAUUUGAAACUGCAAGAAAAGAAACAUCAAUUUGAAAAUGUAGAAGUCCGAGAAAAAUAUAAUUUUGAACUUAAAAACAAUUAACACGCUUUCUAUGCUUUACUGUCGAUCUUAAUUCUUAAUAUAAACUAAACGUAAUCUCUGAGGAGUAUUUAUUAUCCGAUAUCGUUAUCAUUUAUGUACUUACCUUGUUAUUACUUAAUUAUUCAAUUUGGUUAUGUAUUAUCAUCUAAAGGAUUGGAUGACGAAUCAGAAAUAAUUCAUUACGUAUCACAUCACUCUAGUAGCACCAUUUAGUAGAAUGUUGCUGGUAGUGUAGUGGUAUAGAGUAUUAUUAUGCAGUGGAAACAGCGCGUAGUACUGUGGUCGUUGGUGGCGGCGUCCCUGGUGCAGCAGCCGGCACCGGAGGUUCGAGUGAGCGGCGGCUGGGUUCAGGGCAUCAUCAGUGCUGAUGGCUCCUUCUAUCUUUACACUGGCAUUCCUUAUGCUACCGCCACCCGAUUCAGGGCCCCGGGACCGCCGCCUAAAUGGGAAGGCACGCUGAGGGCUGUCAACGAUAUUGAGGUUUGCCCUCAAGUAAGCAUCGUGACGGGCUCGGUGGUGGGCUCGGAGGAUUGUCUUAAACUCAACGUCUACGUGCCGACGAUGACAGUGAUGCGUCCGCGGGCCGUCAUGGUAUUUAUACAUGGUGGAGCUUUUCUCGUGGGCAGCGGUGGUCGGUUUAUUUAUGGCCCGGAGUUUCUCAUGAAAAAAGACGUAAUUCUCGUCACGUUUAACUAUAGACUCGGCGCUCUGGGAUUCACAUGCCUCGGUAUAGAAGAGGCUCCCGGCAAUGCCGGCUUAAAGGAUCAAAUAGCCGCUCUGAAAUGGGUUCGAGAUAAUAUUGGUGCAUUCGGUGGUGAUCCGGACAACGUGACAGUGUUCGGAGAAAGCGCAGGUGCCACUUCCGCUUCUCUUCUGAUGGCGAGUACCACUGCCUCCGGCCUUUUCAAACGCGCUAUCCUGCAGAGCGGUAGUGGGAUAUCAAACUGGGCUAUCAAUCGGGAACCUGUACGGGUAGCGAGUCUUGUCGCGUCCAAAUUAGGCUUUCAUUCGGAGGACCCACACGAACUCUAUGAAUUUUUAAGUAAAACUGAUUAUCGGGAUUUGGUUCCGGUUAUGCAUGGUAAACCUGAAGAACUGUUUUUCGACACUCAAUUACUCCAUUUGCCCUGCGUCGAGGAAAUAAUCCCAGGGGAGAUGUCGGUGAUCACAGAUCUACCUUGGAAUUUAUUUAUCAAUAAGAAAAAUCGCGUUCCGGUUGUCUACGGCACCAAUUCAAGAGAGGGAAUGUUCCUGACGGCGGAGGUGGACGGCUCCGUGGAGGGAAGGAACGGCAAAUACAUAGUUGCCAGUGAUCUAAGUUUCUCUAGCGUGGAGGAGGGCAUGCGCGUCUCCCGAGCCGCGCAAGACUUUUAUUUCGGCUCCGAUCGUAUUUCUAUCCAAAGAAUAAAUAAUAUUACAGAUCUAUAUACGCAUUUAUAUUUCGAAGUUCCUUCAAUACUGGAGUCAGAGCUUCUGCUAAACUCAAGCAGUGAGCCAGUUUUCAACUAUAUAUUUGAUUACUCCGGCGGACGUAAUCUGCUAAAGUUUCGUACGUCGCGAAGCGGCGGAGGUGAGCAGGGCGCUUGUCAUGGGGACGAGCUUUUCUAUCUGUUUGAUGCUGCAGUGCUGCCCUUUCGUCUUAGCGACGCCGACCGUGAUAUGGUAGACUUCCUUACCUCCCUUUGGUCUAAUUUCGCGAAAUACGGGAAUCCGACUCCGGCAAAGCAACCCAGUUUAGUCCGUUGGGAGCCAAGCGAUACGGGCCAACUACGGUUUUUGCAUAUCGGGCAAGUGAGCCGCAUGGGUGCAAUGCCAAACCCAAGCGCGUAUCGCCUCUGGAGAGACAUUUACCUUAGAUAUCGCAAAACUCAUUACAAACAACCAUCAAUACUACAGCCAAGCUGAGUGUUAGCUUAGCCCGGCUAUACUUUUGUGCUUAUACUCGUAGUAUAUUAGAUUGGCUUCU
Pieris napi is the source of this 2106-nucleotide messenger RNA. RefSeq names its product bile salt-activated lipase-like. The transcript has 4 exons. The coding region runs from base 393 to 2045 and encodes 550 amino acids. The record is from RefSeq and is a predicted model, not a curated record. Lineage: Eukaryota; Metazoa; Arthropoda; Insecta; Lepidoptera; Pieridae.